Messenger RNA from Truncatella angustata, 2022 nucleotides. RefSeq names its product putative gram-negative bacteria binding protein. NCBI's taxonomy places the organism in Eukaryota, Fungi, Ascomycota, Sordariomycetes, Amphisphaeriales, Sporocadaceae. Gene Ontology annotation, molecular function: hydrolase activity, hydrolyzing O-glycosyl compounds. Gene Ontology annotation, biological process: carbohydrate metabolic process. The transcript is spliced from 6 exons. The record is from RefSeq and is a predicted model, not a curated record. The coding region runs from base 498 to 1868 and encodes 456 amino acids.
CGGUCGGUCCGUUCUCGAGAUGUGUUUUCGCCCUCACUGGACCAUGAAUCGCGAGGCUUGGCCCUGCCAUUUUCAAUAGUCAGAUCUCUUCGCUUGUUAUUCCUUUCUUGGACAUUACUACCUCUUUUCAGCCAUGCAUUCACAAGCCACCAAAAGACCAGAAGUGUCGUCCCCGUUGUUAGCGGCAAGGCACAGGCAAGCAAAGAUCAAGAGUGAUGUCUAGACCAGACUCUUGUGCCUAGACCAUCUUUUCAGCUGAGGACCAGCGCGAUUGCUAUCUUGGUAUCAGAACUUCAAUGAGGCAAGAAGUUAGGAUAUAUCGUGUAGUCAAUUUCUUCAUAUGAUUGCCGAGUGGUAAUCCGCCUUUCCAUUGUUCAAACACCAUAACUGCAGUAUCGCAGCAACCAUUCCAAUAUAUACUUCAGACGCUUUCUUAUAUCGAGUUGAUAUCAGUCAUUAUUCACAGCAUUUUUGUGGGUUACGAACCCCAUCCAACUAUGGAAAAAUCACACUCUGUGAGAGGGUCGAUACACCAUGACUUCCUCCAAAAUCCCUUUGAUACCCCUGACAACCGUUCUUCUGUUGGAAGACCACUAUCCGUUCAUUCCGUUUCAACAUCACGGUUCUCUCAGCUUGGUAGCAGACCACGAAAACAGCGCAAGUUCAAGUCAGCCCGUCUAGUGGGGCCGUAUGAGAAGCCAUGGCUUGAGCGCCGUGAUCCUCGAAAGAUAUGGGACAGGAUCAUUUUCUUAGCCGGGACGGUCCUUGGUCUUGGUAUCGCGGCAUAUAUCGUAUACACAGGCUGGAUUUCCGUAGACAACCCAGACUAUUGUUUGGUAUUCUCUGACGAUUUCUCCAACGGUGUGAGCACCGAAAACUGGUCAUACGAACAACAAGUCGGCGGCUUCGGUGCGCACUCCUUUGACUGGACCACCGAUGACACCAAAAAUGUCUAUGCCGAUGCCAGUGGCUUGCAUCUCGUGCCUACGCUCACAACCCAGGUGACCGACAUCACAGAGGCUCAGCUGUUGGAUGGAUAUACACUCAACCUCACUACGUCUGGAGUAUGCACAAGCACUGAUGAUGGUGAUUGUGCAAGAGUAAGCAACUCGACCAAAGGUACAAUCAUCAACCCGGUCAGAAGUGCACGCAUCAAUACCAAGGGAAAGCAUAGCAUUCGCUAUGGCAAGGUCGAGGUCACUGCCAAGCUUCCUCGAGGUGAUUGGAUCUGGCCUGCGAUCUGGAUGAUGCCCGAGGACAGUGUCUAUGGGGACUGGCCACGCAGUGGUGAGAUCGACAUCAUGGAGUCCAGAGGCAAUGACCGCAACUACAACGGUGGCCGUAAUGAAGUCGCCGGAACACUUCAUUGGGGCCCAGAAACGUCGUUGGACGCAUACUGGCGCACCAGUGCUUCUCGCAACAUGAAGCGCGGUGACUACUCUGAUGAUUUCCACAUCUAUGGUGUUGAGUGGAGUGAUAGCUACAUCUACACAUAUGUAGACAAUCGCCUUGUGCAAUCACUAUACAUGCCAUUCGGCUCCUCGUGGGGUAGCUUGUAUGACCGAGGCUACUUUGGGUCGACCACUGUCAAUGCCUCCAUCCCUACGAACCCCUGGGCUAGCUCAAGCUCAAAGACACUGAAUGCUCCGUUUGACCAGUCGUUUUAUCUCAUCUUGAACGUGGCAGUAGGCACUACUGGGGGCUACUUUGCUGAUGGUUACGGCCAGAAGCCAUGGGUCGAUACCUCAGAGAAAGCCAUGCAUCAAUUUUGGAAUGCACGGGAUGCAUGGCUGCCCACAUGGGGUAGUGGUGAUCAGAAAGGCCUGACAGUCAAGAAUGUCAACAUGUGGAGUAGAGGCAAGUGUUGAUCUUCUUAAUGAUAAUAAUAGUAUUGGCUUCACGUUCGUAUCGUUCGAGUUUGCUCUAUCGUGUUGUCCUCGCAAUUUAUGGAGUGUAUUUCUUUUUCACUCAAAAUCGAUAGUCUGUAGCGUGGGAGUAGAUCAUACAAAUUUUAGCGUAGAA